GUGAUUCCGUGGCUCCACCAUAGCGAGGACUGGCGAGCCCCACAGAAAGCGGGGAAGGAGGACGAAGAGCAGAGGGAGAGGAGGAUGAGGAGAAAGAGGAGGAGGAAGGUCCCUCCCUCGGCCGCCCGUCCCGCCCCUCGCGUCACCCGUGCGCGCCACCUCCGCUCCGGCAGCGCCGCCGCUCCUCCGGCCGCGGCCCAGCGCGGGGAAGGUCCAUCUGUGUGUGUGCCCAGUGCUCCAGGGGAGAUGUCCAACGUUUCCAGCUACGCCCUGCGCAUGGCCCGCCUCAGCGCCCAGAUAUUCGGCGACGUGGUCAGGCCCACGGACUCCAAAUCCAUGAAGGUGGUGAAGCUGUUCAGCGAGCAGCCCCUGGCCAAGAGGGACGAGGUGCACAACUGGUACCCCCCUCACAACACCUACUACGCCCUCAUGAAGAAACUCCGCUACUUCGGCCUCUACAGGGAUGAGCAUCAGGACUUCAGGGAGGAGAUGAGGCGAUUGAAAAAGCUCCGUGGGAAGGAAAAACCAAAGAAGGGGGAAGGAAAGAGAGCUCUCAAGAAGAAAUAGUGCUGCUUGAACAGUGUAACUGACUGCUCUGGAAAUGCUGGGGAAUGGCUGGAGAAGGCUUGGCAUGUGGGCUGUGUGUGGGGCACAGGAAACACACUGUGAAAUUGUGGACUCCACCUUGGGAAUGCACUUGGGUCUUUGAAGUUUUACUGGUUUUGAAUUUCUAUACUUCAAAUAUACUGUAUAUUACAGCACAGUAAUAAAAGGAAAAGUGCUCCGUGUUUUUCUUGAAACCACCUGUAGCUAUUUCAGUUUUUCUUGAUCUGGAAAUUGUUUGCCUUUCAUUGUCUGUUUUACUUUCUUGUGUUAAUAUCAACACUGUUUUAUGUGUGGCCACAAAAAACCAAGGAUUCCUGCUGCUGCAGCUGCUUGUCAGUCUUAUCUGUUAUAAUUAGUUUCAUUUCAGGUAGCUCUAGUGCUUUUUUUUCCAAGUUUUUUUUAAGGUUUUUAAGUUGCUGUUGCACCCUGUUGUUCUGUGCUUUUCACUGGACAAUACUUCCCAAACCACUGCCUGCCCACAGCACUCUCAUUGUACCCUAAACUUUUAGACACUGCAACAGAAGAGGCUGAAAUAUUAACUAAAUCCAUAUAAUAAUGGAACUAUUACAUGCAAUAAUAGAAUUUUAAAUAUUUUUCACAGUAAACUUAUUCUGAUUGCUUGGAAGACAUGUAUGAAACACUACCUAAGACAAUGAACAUUUUUAUUAGCAUUCAGUAGGGAUUUUAUCACUAGGCUCUUUUGGUUGCUAAUAUUAAUCAUUGGUGGAUCUAAGUAAAUUUGUAACAGCUCAACAGCUCUGCCUCACCAAGGUUAUUAAUUGAAGAAGUGCUGAUUUUAUUAAAAGGUGUUUCUGAUGAGCUGCA
Molecule: messenger RNA, 1431 nt
Organism: Zonotrichia leucophrys gambelii
Lineage: Eukaryota; Metazoa; Chordata; Aves; Passeriformes; Passerellidae
Gene: MRPS33
Product: mitochondrial ribosomal protein S33
Exons: 3
Coding region: 85-567 (160 amino acids)
Cellular component (GO): mitochondrion
Source: RefSeq, a predicted model, not a curated record